AUGGGUCUCCUUUCCGAGAUUGUGAGCAAUUGCCUACCUCAAACCCUCUUAGAGUGGACUGUCUUUGCACUGGCAGCCUUUGUCGUCUACUCCAUACAGCUCGUCGUGAGACGACUCUACUUCCAUCCCCUGGCCAAGAUCCCCGGGCCAUUCCUAGCGAGGACAACAUACUGGUAUGAAUUCUACCAAGACGUCAUUCUUGGUGGGAUGUACGUCAAGAACUAUCCCGCACUCCACGAAAAAUAUGGGCCUGUCAUCAGAGCCAGCCCAGAUCGGGUUCACGUCAGUGACCCAGACUUCUUCCACGAGGUCUACUCCUCGGGCUCCAAAUACAUGAAGGAUCCUGCCUUUUUCCAAUCGUCUGGAGGCAUUCCCGAAGCACUUCCCGCCAUUGUCGAUGUCGAGUACCACAGGCGCCGAAGAAAGCUCAUCAACGACUUGUUCUCUGCCAAGUCUAUGGAGGCGCUUUCCCACCUCGUCCUGGACGUUGUCCAGAAUGCACUUCGGAAGGCGCAUGAGCACCAUGAUGAGAACAAAGUCUUGGACAUCCAGCGUCUUUACACUGGCAUCACCAUCGACACUAUCAUGCGCGUCCUGUGUGACCGCACGCUCAACUUUAUCGACGCUACGGACGAGGAGCCACCAUUUCUUGCCACCCUGCGCACAUUUUCCGAGAACUUCUUCGUCCUGAAGCACUUUCCCGUCCUCAUCUGGAUGGCAAUGAACAUUCCCAAGAGCAUUGCCGCCAAGCUGAUCCCCGGCGAGUUUGAGUUCCGCGCCAGCAUCAACCAGUGGAUUCGUGACCGCGCCGCGGAACAUGAACUCGGUGUGGAGAAGGCAGUAGAUGGCCGCAAAACCGUCAUCGAUCUUUUGCUGCGUCCCGAGGAUGGUGGGAGGCCCCUGACCCACCAAUCUGUCGAGGAUGAAACCUACUCGUUUGCUUUUGCCGGAACCCAUACCACCAGCCACACCAUGAGCAUGGGCACCUACUAUCUACUGUCCAACCCGUCCAAACUCCAGAAGCUCCGUGACGAGCUCAAGACUGUCCCCAAAAAUUACCGCGGACUGUACGAGUACAAGACCGUCCGGUCUCUGCCGUACUUGAACGCCUGCAUCAAGGAGUCUCUCCGGAUGUCUUCGCCUGUGCCUGGCAUCAUUCCACGUCUUGUCCCUUCCACUGGCAUGACCUGGAAGGGCCACUACCUGCCUGCGGGGACCUCUGUUUCCAGUUCCAUCCGCUCUGUUCACGACAACCCCGAAAUCUUCCCCAACCCCGACCAGUUCAUCCCUGAGCGGUGGCUAGGCGACGACAAUCUGGACCACUACCUAGUCGUCUUCGGCAAGGGCUCCCGAGCGUGCAUUGGCCUCAAUGUCGCUUGGAUGGAGACCUACCUCACCUUCUCCAACUUCUUCUCUUCGCUGAACAUGAGCCUGUUUGACACCAAUGAGAAGACUACGGAUUGGACUGACUGUGGAAAUGCCAUGAUCAAGCAGCACGUCAAAGUCAAGGUCGACUCUGUGGUAUCUUAG
Molecule: messenger RNA, 1530 nt
Organism: Emericellopsis atlantica
Lineage: Eukaryota; Fungi; Ascomycota; Sordariomycetes; Hypocreales; Bionectriaceae
Product: cytochrome P450
Exons: 4
Coding region: 1-1530 (509 amino acids)
Molecular function (GO): oxidoreductase activity, acting on paired donors, with incorporation or reduction of molecular oxygen; monooxygenase activity; iron ion binding
Source: RefSeq, a predicted model, not a curated record